GGAGGGAGAUCAGCUUCCAGGGCUGCAGGAGGCUGCUAUCAGGUUCUCAGUCUCUCCUGUAAAAAAAGAAGAUGAUGGAGAGGAAGCUCAGUCCUCUCAGCUUCAUCAAAGACAAACUGAACCGAUGGAGACAGAAGCUGAUGGAGCGCAUUGUGGAGGCCCAGAACCAGACAGGAAGUUAUAUCCAGGAAGCGAUCCAGGACCAGAUACUGAUGAGACUGAGUACAGUGAUGAUGGGGAGGAGACUCAGGAACCUCAGUCAGAUGAGAACCCUCUGCUAAACAAAGAAGUCCCUGUAAGGGAUGUGAACUGUAGUCCUGGAACUACAUCAAGCAGCUCGCCUGCAUGUGCUGCACGCUCUGACCACCAGGGACAUCUGGAGAAACCCAGCAGCUCCAAAACAGGAGAGAAAACAGUUCAAUGCUCUGUGUGUGACAAAAUAUUUAGAUUCAAUUACGAGCUAAAGAGACACAUGACUGUCCACACAGGAGAGAAACCAUUUAAAUGCUCUCUUUGUGACAAAAGAUUUGGAUUCAAUAACGAUCUAAAGAGACACAUGGCUGUCCACACAGGAGAGAAACCAUUUAGUUGUUCUAUAUGCGAUAAAACAUUUCGACAUAAAAGAAACCUGCCCUAUCACAUGAAUAUCCACACAGGAGAGAAACCAUUUAGUUGUUCACUUUGUGAUAAAACAUUUCCACAUAAAAGUAGCCUGAUCUCUCACAUGAAUAUCCACACAGGAGAGAAACCAUUUAGUUGUUCACUUUGUGAUAAAACAUUUCAACAUAAAAGAAACCUGACCGAUCACAUGAAUAGCCACACGGGAGAGAAACCAUUUAGUUGUUCAGUGUGUAGCAAAACAUUUAAACAAAAGGGACACCUGAACGCUCACAUGACUGUCCACACAAGAGUCAAACCAUUUAAAUGCUCUCUUUGUGACAAAAGAUUUGGAUUAAAUAACUAUCUAAAGAGACACAUGGCUGUCCACACAGGAGAGAAACCAUUUAGUUGUUCUAUAUGCGAUAAAACAUUUCGACAUAAAAGAAACCUGCCCUAUCAUAUGAAUAGCCACACAGGAGAGAAACCAUUUAGUUGUUCACUUUGUGAUAAAACAUUUCCACAUAAAAGAAACCUGACCUCUCACAUGAAUAUCCACACAGGAGAGAAACCAUUUAGUUGUUCAGUUUGUGAUAAAACAUUUUCAAAAAAGCCCAAUCUGACACGACAUUUAAUUAUCCACACUAGAGAAACUAAGUAGUCGUGGAGUUCGCUCAACAAGAUUCUCUUGUCUCGGUUAUUCCAAACAUCUUUGAAGUAAGUAUUCCUGAGAGUCUCUGAAAUAAAUCUGGUGAAACCCUUAAGAACUGUCAGGCUGAUCCAGACUCCAACACAAGUGUCUUCAGCGAAGAUGAAGCUACACAUGCAUUUAUAUUCUUUGAUGUGAGUGGCUCUGGUCUUGUGUUUCAUGUGUUAUGUAUUGUCAUGCAUAUAUGAAUUUAAAUAGUUUACAUCAUCAAAGUGUUUCAUGUCCUCACUGGUUUGAGCUGAAUUAUCAUCGGAGAAGAAACUGAGGAACAUUUGUAACCUUCUUCCUCUUCAGUUUAAACUCAAUACUUCAUUUAGUUUGACUGUAGAAACUGACAUUGAGUUCCAUAACUGAAGAAUAACGUCUUUUCUUUUUUAACUCAAUAUUUGUGUUCAUGAUUGAUGCUUUAAUGGUUGUUAAUGUAAGUUACAUUUAAAUUUGCAUGGGAAAGGAAUUGCCUCUAUUUAUAAAAUGUAUUCAUCACUGAUAUGAUGUCCACCCUGUUACAUGCAGUCCUGAGUUUAUUUUAUGAUAAAUAAAUAAAAUCAACAAAC
Pseudoliparis swirei is the source of this 1860-nucleotide messenger RNA. RefSeq names its product gastrula zinc finger protein XlCGF8.2DB-like. The record is from RefSeq and is a predicted model, not a curated record. The coding region runs from base 125 to 1258 and encodes 377 amino acids. The transcript has a single exon. Lineage: Eukaryota; Metazoa; Chordata; Actinopteri; Perciformes; Liparidae.